Molecule: messenger RNA, 768 nt
Organism: Stegodyphus dumicola
Lineage: Eukaryota; Metazoa; Arthropoda; Arachnida; Araneae; Eresidae
Product: piggyBac transposable element-derived protein 3-like
Source: RefSeq, a predicted model, not a curated record
AUGAUUUAUUUUGCAUCUGACGAUGACGACGAUAAUAGCCCCAUAGAUAUUGUUGAAAUUCCACCAGAGCGGGUUGAUGAGAUUUCAGAUAAUGAGGACAUGGAUGACAACGUAAUUGAUGAUGAAGAACCACUUGAUGUUCCCGGGUGUGUUGAAAUUCACCGUGUGGCAGGAUUUGAGGAAAAUGUUUUAGUGAAUGCAACUGAAUCUUCAGCAAAUGAAGUAACAAAAGGUACCGGCUUACCACUUAAAAAGAGAAAAGAAGUAUUGACUUCCAAUUGGAAAAAGAAGCAACCUAAGUACUCGAAACUAUAUGAAAAUUCUGACGUUAUAGAGACAAGGCGAAAUGAUGUCAUUAGAAAACUCAGGGGAAAAUCCCCGGUAGAGUGUUUUGAAAUACUUUUUGAUAAUGAAACUGUCACCUAUAUUGUCCAGCAGUCUGUAAUAUACACCAUACAGAAAAACAAUCAUCAAUUUCAACUUUCUAAUAACUGCCUAAAAACAUUUAUUAGAAUAUUUCUUUUCACUGGCUAUCAUUCACUUCCGCAAGAACAAUUAUAUUGGUGUGAAGAUGAAGACAUGAACAUUCUGUGUGUUAGAGCAUGCAUGAGUCGGAAUAGGUAUCUGGAAAUUAAACGGUACCUACAUAUCAGUGACAACUCCGAUUUAGAAAACAUUCCACUAGGUGAACGUGAUAACCUCUUCAAGAUUCGCCCAUUGAUUGACAAGCUGAAUGACAAAUUUCAACAAUUUGGGGUGUUUCUCUGA